AUGUCUUCUCCAUUCAUUGUCUCCGCUGGUGAUUUUAAUAAUGAUGAACAAUCAGAAAUUGUUGUUGGAUACGAUGAUAGUAAUAGUGUUGAUAUGUUUAUUACAUACAAUACGGAAUCUUUCAGAGAUCUCAAGAAAUACUCGGUUGACUUAAAUUCAGCUUUUGCCGCCUUGGGCUAUUUUAAUAACGAUAGUUAUAUUGAUAUAGCUUAUGAUAUAAGUAUUCUUCUUGGAUAUAUUAAUGGGAAUUUUGCAGAUGCCAUAAUAUAUUCAAUUGGCUUUCGUCCAAUUUGCAUAGCAGUUGGUGAUUUUAAUAACGAUAAUCGAUUAGAUUUAGCUGUUAGUUAUGUUGGAGAUCCCAAACUCGAUAUUCUAUUAGGAUAUGGGAAUGGCAGUUUUGUACAUCUAAUGACAUAUGCAAUUGACGCGGUUUCAUUCGGUAUAGCUGUCGAUAAUAUUAAUAAUGAUACACAUUUAGAUAUAGUUGUUUUUAAUACUUCAAGUAACAAUACAAAUGUGUUCUUAGGAUAUGGUAAUGGUUCAUCUUCAUCUCCUUAUUCUGUAGCUGUUGAAUAUUUUAAUAAUGAUCAUUAUCUCGAUAUCAUUGUUGUUAAUUAUAAUAAUAACAAAGUUGGAGUUUUUCUUGGGCACGGUGAUGGAAUAUUUGAUGUUAUUGUGCUCUAUUCAAUUUCAUAUGUGUCUCAUCUAUCUUCUCUUGUAGUCGCUGAUUUUAGUCAUGAUGGAAAGAUGGAUUUUGCUGUGAUGAAUAAUGGUACUGACAGUUUAAGUAUUUACUUACAGACUUGUUAA
This is a messenger RNA of Adineta ricciae, 810 nucleotides long. NCBI's taxonomy places the organism in Eukaryota, Metazoa, Rotifera, Eurotatoria, Adinetida, Adinetidae. The record is from the annotation of a GenBank genome assembly.